UGAUGAGUGUCGAAUAUAAAUUAAAGAGAAUAUUUAAUGAACGUGCUAAAAAAGCUUACAAAUUUCACAGCAAGCACAAGGAAGAAAACAAGCUCGAUCCCGACGAUGGGAAUUCGAGUCUAUGCAGCGCCUGCAAUAUACCGAUCUUCUCGACUCCGUUCAAAUUAGAAACAGAGCCGAGAAGCGGUUAUGUGCACGACCAGUGCAGCAAUCUCCCCGUCGAUUUAGAUGGCAGCGAUUUGCACCCUUCCUUGGAACCCCUCCAGAGGCAACCCAAUCUCCACAAAAGCAGAUGCUCAAAGUGCAACGCCGUUUGCGGGGAUGUGUUGUACCGUUGUUGGGACAAGGAGUGCAAUUUCCAGCUCGACGUGACGUGCGCUUGGACGGUCAAGAUCAUGCACCGGAGCCACGACCACAGGCUGACGGUCAUCCGGUGCUCCGCAGGCUUUUUCUGCCAGGCGUGUGGGACAGAGCAUCGGCCGAGUCUGUCGUGGGCCCGGCCGAUGCCUUUGGUCUACGUAUGCAAUGCAUGUGAUUUCUGGCUGCAUCCGCACUGCGCUGCGUUGCCAAAUGCAAUCCAGCACGAGCGCCACCACCACCCACUUCUUCUGAAUUACAUGGCCAGAUCGACGUGGGACAGGUGCGCGAUUUGUAGCACCGCUUGCAAGCGUUGGGGGUCUUAUUCGUGCCCUGUGUGUGAUUACAAUGUCCAUAUCAUGUGCGCCAUCUCAAAUGACCAGAGUUUCAAACCAGCUUGAUGCCUGACGCAAUCACGCACGCUGCCCAUGCAAAGACGCACGUGCUCCACUCCUCGUACAUAAGCCCAACAGAUAAUGAGGUAGCGGCGUGCCGCUGCUGCAACCGAUUUCUAAGCGACAUAUCUUACAACUGCACGACAUGCCGCAAUUUCAGCAUACACGCCACGUGUAUGACCCGCAUCCCCUGGAGCUCGUCACAGCCCCACCUCCUCACGUGAAGACGCAGAUAGAGACCUUCUGCGAUGCCUGUGAGCAUGGCCUUGACAGCACGCAGUGGUACUACGGCUGCGCUGAUUGCGAGCAGGCGUUCCAUGUGAACUGCGUGCCGUGCUUAGCUCAGCUAUCUUUCAUCAAUUACGAGAUUGCAGAGGUGCGUGUGGCGUACCAUAAAUGCCCACUCACCCUCGUCCUCGGACACAUGGUCCGCGGCCGUCGGUGUGGGCGUUGUGGGAAAGGCUAUGAGGAGGGUCGUGAUGUUCUGGCGCUCGGGUGCUUCAAAUGUUAUUUCAGCAUCCAUGUUAAAUGUUGCGACGACUACCUUAAACUCUUUAGGAGGAACUUAUACUAACAAAAUAUAUAUAAGUAUGAAAUUGUUGUACCCAAUACAAAUGCAUCCGUUGUAAAAUGAAUUUCAUUCUUUUCUAAAUAGACCAUCAUACAUUCAUGUC
This is a messenger RNA of Salvia splendens (bonfire salvia), 1426 nucleotides long. RefSeq lists its product as uncharacterized. The record is from RefSeq and is a predicted model, not a curated record. Lineage: Eukaryota; Viridiplantae; Streptophyta; Magnoliopsida; Lamiales; Lamiaceae. Bases 3 to 758 code for a protein of 251 amino acids. The transcript is spliced from 2 exons.